Drosophila busckii is the source of this 865-nucleotide messenger RNA. RefSeq names its product peptidoglycan-recognition protein LB (gene PGRP-LB). The transcript has 3 exons. Gene Ontology annotation, molecular function: zinc ion binding; peptidoglycan binding; N-acetylmuramoyl-L-alanine amidase activity. The record is from RefSeq and is a predicted model, not a curated record. NCBI's taxonomy places the organism in Eukaryota, Metazoa, Arthropoda, Insecta, Diptera, Drosophilidae. Gene Ontology annotation, biological process: peptidoglycan catabolic process; innate immune response. Bases 119 to 763 code for a protein of 214 amino acids.
CAAACAAAGUUCCUAACACACACACAAGCAUAUAAAAAGUCACAUUGUGCGAAUAUAAAACAAAAUAAAAAGUUCCUAAAUAAUUUGACAAAUUACGCGCCAUAACAGCUGCAAAAUAAUGCCAGCACUUGGAUUACUUCUGCUAUCUAUGAUGGGUGUGGGCCAGCAUAUGGAGGCGAGCGUUAGCGAAGGCGUGCAUAGCUCGCAGCUUUUGUCACGCGCGGAUUGGGGCGCACGCGCGCCCAAGCAAGUGGACUACUUCACUGGACCCGCGCCGUAUGUUAUCAUACAUCAUUCUUAUAUACCAGCUGCCUGCUUCAAUACGCCGGACUGCAUGCGCAGCAUGCGCGACAUGCAGAACUUUCAUCAAGUGGAUCGCGGCUGGAAUGACAUUGGCUACAGCUUUGGCAUUGGCGGCGAUGGCAUGAUCUAUACAGGACGUGGAUUUAAUGUUGUUGGCGCGCACUCGCCCAAGUACAAUGACAAGAGUGUGGGCAUUGUCUUUAUAGGCGACUGGCGCACUGAACUCCCGCCUGCGAAUAUGCUGCAAGCUGCAAAGGAUCUGAUUGCCUUUGGUGUUGCGCAGGGCUACAUCGAUGCCGCCUAUAAGCUGCUGGGUCAUCGGCAAGUGCGUGAGACGGAAUGUCCAGGCGGUCGACUGUUCAAGGAAAUUAGCAGCUGGCCGCACUUUACAAAUAUCACAACCCCGCCCAUAGCGCUGCCUGCUCUGCCUUCACAGCAUGACCUAGCAAAGAAGGUUUAAUAUUUAUAGAAGCUAAUGGUGACAACUAGUGGAAUCCACAAACAGUAUUUAUUAAGUUGCAAAUAAAACAAACUUUAUCUACAUACAUUUAUAAUAAAAAAU